GUCACCUUCUGUAUAAAACAGGAACUGGAGCACUUAGAGGCAAACAAGCGCAAUGGAUGUAAUCUCUAAAGAGGGUCCGCUCUUUUUGCAGGGGGUCAAGUUUGGAAAGAAGAUAUGGCGGAAAUCCUGGCUGAUUCUGUUCGAGCCCAGCCCUGCAGGUAUCGGCCGUGUGGAGCUGUAUGACAUGCGUGAUAGAGGGGGGCUGAUAGGGUCGGCCACUGCGAGGCCUUCGGGGCUCAGGAAGACGGACAAACGGGUGAUCCGCCUGACAGACUGUCUGAGCAUCACUCCAGCCCCGGGAGAAAGCUGUCCCACAGAUUGCUCGGCCUUCUUUUUAAACACCACCUCAUGCACCUACACCAUCGCCGCUCCAGCCCAGGAGGACUGGAUAAGUGUUCUGUGCCAGCUAGCGUUUCAGAAGACCCAAAGACCCGAGGACGGCAGGAAAGAUAAAUACACAGCCCUGGCUGAUAAUGAACUCUACUCCACCUGGGGAGCAGGCCAGUUCCAGGUGACAGUGCAGAGCACAGAUGCGUCUCAAAGGUGCAAGAUGUCUGGGUCAUACCUGCUGUCUUCUGGGAAAGAGGCUAUUUGUCUGCUGGACCUUAAGACCGGACAGGCCAUCUACCACUGGCCCUAUAGGCUCCUCAGGAGAUUUGGCCAAGUCAAGGGGGGAAUUAUGAUCGAGGCAGGUCGUCGCUGUCACACCGGGGAGGGUCAGUUUAUUUUCCUGUCAAAACAGGGGACGCAAAUAAAGAGGGCCAUUGAGGAGGCCAUCAUGCACCAGAGUGUCCAAGAACUGCUGGCACAAGCCACCGCUCUUCCGCAAGAGUUCUCCUCCAAGCCCCCCUCGCCCAAAAGCAAACCACAGGACAGGCCUAAGGUGAAAAAUCUUCCUCCAAUCAGUGUGAAUCAAGAUCGACCGCGCCCAGCAUUACAAUGCAAACACGGCCAACAAAUACACAAAGCCAUCGAGCAGGCGCUCACACACCAGAAUCACCAAGAGCUGCCGCCGCCAUCCACACCCCUUCCACAACCCGUUCCACCCCCGCCACCUUUACCAAAAACCAAAACACAGGGCACGGACAAAGCUAAGGUCAAUAUGCAACUUCAAGCCAACAAGAAUAAUGAAAGACCUUGCCCAUCUGCACUGAAAAAGCCUGGGCAGCCGAUACACAAGAUCAUUAAAGGGGUUCUCACCAACCAGAAUGUGCAAAAGGCAUCAUCCACUCCUCAACAAGCCCCUCCACUACCACCACCCUUGCCUAAAAACAAACCGCAGGACAGGCCUAAUAUUAAAAUGCCUCCAGACAGACCCUGUCCAACAGUACCACGCAGAUACAUCUCCUUACCGGAUCCACCGGCUCGCAUCAAAAGCCCUGUAAACAGCCCGGAUGAAGUUCUGUAUUCAGUGCUCUUUCCACAACCAAAGCCGAGAUCAAAAAUGAAUCUCCCAAAAGUCCCGACUCCUCCCAGUCUACCACCAAACAUGGAUACAGAUGUAACCGUGGAUAAAGAGAAGGAUUGUAAAACAACAGAAGAACCUUCCAAGGCCAACAAUGAAGAAGCUCCCUACACUAACUGGACGACGAAGACCACCGAUCGACCGAAUAUCGAGGACCUAUAUAGCACAGUGGAUUUUGCAGCAAAACGUAAGAACAGACAAACCGAGGACGGUGACGACCAAGAGCGGCCUAACACUGAACAACAAACUCCUGUUAUCGCUUCCAGUGAAAUCCCUGCUGAGUUCAAAGAGACCCUUUCUAGCAUUCUGUUUAAAGAUCUGUCUAAAAUCCCACCCCCAUUUCCACCUAGGUCACGUGGGGGAAGUAACGAUCAGUUAGAUCGAAUAGAUGAGCAGAUGACUGACUGAGGUUUUUAUUGUCUGCCGUUGAGGUCAGUGUUAUUGCUAGCCUGAUUAUUGUGAGCGAUAUGCGCUACGUGUGCGAUUUAAGUUUCAACACGAAACUUUUAAUAAUAAUACACAGAAUAUCUAGUGACAUGUAUAAGGGAAAUGUUCUUUAUUGAAAAUGUUUUGUAAGACAUAGCCUGUUGUAAAAGCGUAUGUUUAACCAAUAUAUCACAAGUUAUUUAAAACAGUUUGGUUCUGACUUGGCAUGAAACAUCAGCCGAAGCUCUAAUUUCAAAGACUAAUUAAAUUAAUGAAUCAAACACUGAAUUUAAUAAUAUUUUACUUCAAACUGUGGACCAGCAACUGUUUGGUUACCCACAUUCUCUAAAAUAAGAAAAAUAACUUGUACAGGUUUGGAAC
Messenger RNA from Puntigrus tetrazona (Sumatra barb), 2272 nucleotides. RefSeq names its product docking protein 3 (gene dok3). Gene Ontology annotation, cellular component: cytoplasm. Gene Ontology annotation, biological process: cell surface receptor protein tyrosine kinase signaling pathway; positive regulation of MAPK cascade. The transcript is spliced from 5 exons. The coding region runs from base 53 to 1873 and encodes 606 amino acids. Lineage: Eukaryota; Metazoa; Chordata; Actinopteri; Cypriniformes; Cyprinidae. The record is from RefSeq and is a predicted model, not a curated record.